Molecule: messenger RNA, 1827 nt
Organism: Branchiostoma belcheri (Belcher's lancelet)
Lineage: Eukaryota; Metazoa; Chordata; Leptocardii; Amphioxiformes; Branchiostomatidae
Product: CUB and sushi domain-containing protein 2-like
Exons: 14
Coding region: 1-1827 (608 amino acids)
Source: RefSeq, a predicted model, not a curated record
AUGGCGGACUCCUGUCCCCUGGGGACUACACAGCUCCUAACGGACCCGAUCGGAAACAUAUCCAGCCCCGGCCGCUACCCGGACUUCUACUCCAACAACGAGCACUGCGAGUGGAACAUCCGGGCACCGGAGGGGUACACCCUCAAGGUCACGUUCAAGGGCGUCGAGCUGAGCGCGACAGGGGAUCCGAGGAGGUCAAACUAUGUCGUUAUGUAUGAUAAGAGAAAAGGCGACGACAAUCUAUUGUACAGAUGGACAGGAAAAUCCACCAUGCACCGCCCUGCGCGUCCGGACCCGAUCAUCACCUACAGCAACCAAGUCUUCAUCAUGUUCGACGUCUUCGGAGAGGAAGACAAUGUCAAUUUGGAGGGAUUCUAUCUGGACUAUCGCUUUCUACCAGCAGGAACCCCCCAUCCCGGAGAGUGUGUGGACUACGGACCGAUCCGGAACGGCCGGAUAUUCCCGCCACACGGGCCGUACAGGAUACAAGACACGUUGCGGCUGGAGUGUGCGAGUGGGACGGAAUCCGCCUCCCCGGUAGGCGACCUGCUGCAGUGUGAACAGAAGGGGGACAACAGUUUCCCCAGAUGGGAGCUCGAGGCUGGCAAACUGCCGUCUGAUAUGGCCUGCAAAGCGAGGUGCAGAGGUAUUGACGAGAGUAGCGCGUACGGAGCCCUGCGCAGUCCCGGCUGGCCAGACCCGGACCAUGAGGAGCCAAACGGCAACUGUCAGUGGAUCAUCAACCCGAAGCCCGGCUACGGGCUGAGACUCCACUUCAACAGCACAGACUUCAGGACUGAUGAAGAGUACAUAGAAGUGAACGGUCGCAAUUUGGACUGCCAGCUGAACCAGAACCUGCCUUACCCUGAGGGAAAGACGCUCGAGGCGAGCCCUCAACAAGACUCCGGGCGGGUGACAGUUGCGUACUACGGCAGACUCAUCAGGGGGUCCAGUGUUGAGAUCUUCUUCUCGUCGGGCUACUGCAGCGAUCCCAAAAAUAUCCACCGCGGGUCGCGGGAGGAUUUCUCCUCCGCGCCAACCGCCGAGCGUGAUGGGAAGGUUUUCCUGCCGGGAGACCACGUGACGUACUCGUGUGACCCUGGGUACGAGUUGGUCGGACCGGCGACUCUGACCUGCACACAGGGAACGGUCUACAAGUACCAGUGGGACAACCACAGACCCUACUGUAGAAAAGCCAGCUGGCCGCCCUGUGUUGCCCCUACUCCAGUCCCCGAAAACGGAGCUCAGCAAAGCCCGGACGGAUAUGACGUAGGCAGCACGGUGACGUUCACUUGUAACCCCGGAUAUUACGUCAGCGGCUCCCAGGCGAGAACGUGCGGCCCCGGACCGGGCGGUACCUUGGUGUGGAGCGGGAUGCAACCGACAUGUGACCCAAGCAGGUACGUGGCUGUGUUCGAGUGCGACCCGGGUUACGUCAUGACGUCAGGAUCACCUGUGCGCACCUGUCGUGAUGAUGGCACGUGGGACGGGGAAACACCAGUGUGUGGAGGGCCACCCGCGAAGCUGAGACAAACGGUAAACACAGGAGCGGCGAUCGGAGGAAGUGUCUCCGCCGUUGUGCUUGUAGCUGCUGUUGUCGGCAGUGUUUACUGCUACCGCAGACGGCUGGCCAAGGAGGGGGAGAUGAGUGACUGGCACUGGCUACAUAUGGACUCCAGCCAGCCGUAUCGAUCCACAACGCAGCCGGAGACAGGUCACGUGGAAGAGCCCUUUUCUCUGGACGGCGGGCUUCUGAUGGAUGACAUCACAUCCAUGGUGAUAAGUGACGCCCCUUGGGGACACAACCCUGCAUUUCAGGACGAUUAG